Molecule: messenger RNA, 1307 nt
Organism: Vigna unguiculata (cowpea)
Lineage: Eukaryota; Viridiplantae; Streptophyta; Magnoliopsida; Fabales; Fabaceae
Product: P34 probable thiol protease-like
Biological process (GO): proteolysis
Molecular function (GO): cysteine-type peptidase activity
Source: RefSeq, a predicted model, not a curated record
AAGUGAAGUGACCAUCGUAAUCAACAACACAUCAAAAAAUUUCUCCAAGUUAUGGCUUUUCUUGUGUUUCUUCUUUUCUCCCUCUUGGGUCUCUCUUCUGGUUCAGCGAUCUCAAGUGAACGUUCCAUAUUGGACCUUGACCUAGCCAAGUACACCACACAGGAACAUGUGUCUUCACUAUUCCAACUAUGGAAGAAGGAGCACGGACGGGUCUAUAGGAACAAAGAAGAAAAGGCAAAAAGACUCGAGAUUUUCAAGAAUAACUUGAACUAUAUCAGGGACAUGAAUGCAAACAGAAAAUCACCCCAUUCGCAUCGUUUGGGGUUGAACAACUUUGCUGACAUCAGUCCUGAAGAUUUCAGCAAAAAGUACCUGCAAGAUCCGAAGGAUGUGUCACAGUCCAUCAACAUGGUCAACAACAAAAUGAAGAAGGAACAGCAUUCUUGUGAUCACGCACCAGAAUCCUGGGAUUGGAGCAAAAAGGGUGUCAUCACAGAAGUAAAGUACCAAGGGCAGUGUGGAAGUGGUUGGGCAUUUUCUGCCACGGGAGCCAUAGAAGCAAUACAUGCAAUAACAACAGGAAACCUCGUUAGCCUUUCCGAACAAGAACUCGUAGAUUGUGUCGAAGCAAGUAAAGGUUGUUACAAUGGAUGGCACUUUCAGUCAUUCCAAUGGGUAAAAGAUAAUGGUGGGAUUGCCACUGAAGAUGAUUAUCCUUAUAAAGCCAAAGAGGGUACCUGCAAAGCCAAUAAGAUACAAGAACCGGUUACGAUAGACGGGUAUGAAACUCUAAUACUGUCAAAUGAUAGUACAGAAUCAGAGACAGAGAAAGCAUUGUUGUGUGCCACCCUUGAGCAACCAAUUAGUGUGUCCAUUGAUGCAAAAGAUUUUCAUUUCUACAGUGGCGGUAUAUAUGAUGGAGGAAAUUGUUCAAGUCCGUAUGGAGUAAACCACUUUGUGUUAAUUGUGGGUUAUGGUUCAGUGGAUGGUGUAGAUUAUUGGAUAGCAAAAAAUUCAUGGGGAAAAGAUUGGGGAAUGGAUGGUUACAUUUGGAUCCAAAGAAACACGGGUAAUCUAUUAGGAGUGUGUGGGAUGAACUUUUUCGCAUCUUACCCAACCAAAGAGAAUUCAGAAACUCCAAGACUGGAUUCUUCUUCUCUCUGAUCCAUGAAGGUCAAAUCAACGAAGGCUUGUUUUCUUUCAGAGAAGCAUCGCAUCUCUAUGAUUCUGUGUGACGAUGAAUUAAGUGUUUUUCCACAAAUAAUAUGAAAGUAAUAAAUGGAACCAUGCGUGUCUUUGUUGCAUCA